CAACAUAGGCUGUUACUCAAACGCAAGUUCUUCACUUGAACAACCAAACUCCACUACUCACACCAUGAGCUACUACGGCAGCUACUAUGGAGGCCUAGGCUCGGGCUCUGGCUCUGGCAGCUUCGGAGGCCUGAGCUCUGGCUACAGCGGUGACUUUGGACAUUUCAGCAGACUGGGCUGUGGCAGUUGCUUUGGAGGCUUUGGCUAUGGCUCUGGUCAUGUAGGCUACGGCUCUGGCUCUGGUCAUGGAGACUUUGGCUGUGGCUCUGGUCAUGGAGGAUAUGGCUCUGGUUCUGGUCAUGGAGGCUUUGGCUCUGGCUCUGUUCAUGGAGGCUACAGCUAUGGCCUUGGUCAUGGAGGCUACAGCUCCGGCUGUGGUCAUGGAGGCUACGGCUAUGGCUCUGGUCAUGGAGGCUAUGGCUAUAACUCUGGUAAUGGAGGCUACGGCUCUGCCUCUGGUCAUGGAGGCUAUGGCUAUGGCACUGGUCAUAGAGGAUAUGGCUCUGGCUUGGUCAUGGAGGCUACGGCUAUGGCUCUGGUCAUGGACGCUACGGUGCAAGCUUUGGAGGCUACAAAUAAGGCUGCUGUCUUCCAUCUUGCUGUGGAAGGUUUGGAUUCUUUAACUUCUACUAAAAUCCUGUCAUGGUUCUCCACAUCCAAGACCGUGAGCUGAUUCACCAAACUAAGCAUAAUUUUAAAUAAACCACAACACUUGGAUAAAAGUUAAGCUCUAAAUAUCAAGCAUCUUAGAUUUCAUGUCUAGCUCUCAUAUUUAUUUGUUUCAUAGCUCCUAUUUGCAUUACUCUACCUGGGAAAUCUUACAGUUCUCUCCACAAUACAUUGAUAUGAAAUAAUA
Messenger RNA from Erinaceus europaeus (western European hedgehog), 856 nucleotides. RefSeq names its product keratin-associated protein 19-2-like. The transcript is spliced from 2 exons. Lineage: Eukaryota; Metazoa; Chordata; Mammalia; Eulipotyphla; Erinaceidae. Bases 65 to 673 code for a protein of 202 amino acids. The record is from RefSeq and is a predicted model, not a curated record.